AUGAGAAAGUUGAUAUAUUGGGGUAUCGAUGAUACAGAAAACGUUAAUGGAAGACUUCAUGGACGGGCCGAAAAUAUUUUGAAAUUUCUGCAAAGUUUAUCAAAUAAUAUAAUUGUUGUAACAGGAGAGAACCAUUGUUUGUCGUUAACUAAAGAUGGAGAAGUGUUUAGCUGGGAAUCUGGAAGAUUUGGACAGCUUGGAAUUAGAGAAUUAACAGAUUUAACGACGAUGUAUUUGCUAAUAACUAGUAAAGAGGUAAACUUUUGGAUGGAAUCACUUUGGGAGAUUGGAGAGAAUGACGAGGAAUUGAAUGUAUUGAAAGUGGAUGGUGGAAGCGCUCGUACAGUUGUUAUUACAGACAUUAUCGAAAAAGUUGAUACUAUCGUUGAAGUACCUUCUGCUGCGCGUACACCACCUUCAUUAAUAACAUCAACUCCUACGAACAUAAACUUUAUUUUUAAAACUCACGCUAACGUCUUUGUUGAAGCG
Molecule: messenger RNA, 489 nt
Organism: Funneliformis geosporum
Lineage: Eukaryota; Fungi; Glomeromycota; Glomeromycetes; Glomerales; Glomeraceae
Source: the annotation of a GenBank genome assembly